ACAUUUCUAUGCAAAUGGUAUUAAAAGUGUUUUCUUUUUUCUUUCCCUUUCUAAAUUGACUUUUUUGAACUGUCUGUUGGUAAGUUCUUAAUGAGACGUGAGGUUAAUUCAAUCAGUAAAUACAGAAAUUAUUAGUUGAAUUCAUUCGUGUGGAACAAUCUGAAUAGAAUAUUGAUUGCCAUUCGUUCGUUAAAUUCUUCUUAUAACAAAACUAAAUCAUCAGAGGUUGAAAUAUAUCUGCUUUGUUUUAUAGUUAAAUAACUCCAUCUUUUGAAUCAUCUAUUAGUUUAUUAAUAACAUAUUGUAAAAAGUCUCCUGCCGUGAAGAUAUAUAAAUUCCACGGUUGAGGUUUCCUCUCCCAUCAGUUGCUAUCUAACCACUGAUAGAAGGCGGAGCAGUAGAAAUUAAAAUAAACUUUUUCACGAAUACACAGAAGAAGAAAUCAACUGAAAGUAAGAUUUACGAAAUUUUAUAUACCGAAGAGAGAAGAAAUUUGUGAAUUGUACGUUUUCUGUUGACUCGUGUUUCGACGUUAUCACGUGAUCGCGGGUUAAGUGUUAAUCUUGAACACGCAAAACUUUUUAAAUAAAACACAGUUGCCAUUUUAUUUAUACAAAAUAACAUCGAGGAAUUAUCUCUUCGACUUGAUAAAUUAGCAAAAGUUUAACGAAAAAUAAAUCUUGAUGAAGCUUGAUAUGUCGUCGAUGAGUCCGUCAUUACAAAGACAAUUCAGCAUAUCGCCGACACCUACAGUUAAAAGUGAGGUAAUGCCAAGUAAAAAGCCGACCUUUUUCUCAAUUGAUCAAAUUUUGGGCAAACAUGACGCAGAAGGUUCAGACGACGAAGUCUUUGUGAACGAAUAUAACGAUGAUGACAGCUAUGACGGCGACAAAAGUGACGUUAAUAUUGACGGCGCCGAUAUUGAAAUGUCUAGUGAACUAGAUGAGAAUAAUAACGAAAUUGAAAAAAUCUCAAACGACAAGAAGGAUAAUAAAAACGACAAACAAACUCCAUCAUACACAGCAAUUAUUGCACAAGCCAUCUUAAGCUCCUCAGAUAGAAAGCUUCCUCUUGGAUGUAUUUACGAAUAUAUAGCAGAACACUUCCCAGAGUUUCUAAAAAAGGGACAAGGGUGGCGAAACUGUGUGCGACAUAAUUUAUCGUUAAGUGAAUGUUUCAUAAAAGCUGGUCGCGCCAGAAAUGGAAGAGGAAAUUACUGGGGUAUUCAUCCUCGAUAUAUUAAAAAUUUCUCUAAAGGUGACUUUCGAAAAAGAAGAGCUAGCCAUCGUCCAAGAAAUCGGGACCUUACACUUGGGUAUGGCAUCGGUCGAUUUUAUCCUCAUUAUUAUAAUCCGUAUCUUACGACGCAUGCGUACAACAAAUCCCUUCUCACAACUCACCGACCUGGAUUUUCUGUCGACAAUAUUUUAUCUAAAGAACAUCGUCAAGAAUCAACACCACCAAUCCUAUCAAGCCACAAAUUUCGUGAAGCAAGCCCGCAUAUCGGAAGGAGCUCAUCGUUUCGUUUAUACUCUCCACCUGUGUUAUCUUCAGUCGUACCAGCGUCGUACUUAGAACAUUAUAAUUACAGAUCCUACGAUCAUGGACACACAACGGCAGAGUGCUCAUGUCAAAGUCACAAAUUUCAAACUCCAAGAAAUUAAUUUUUUGUUAAAAUUUAGUUUUCUUCGCUUAAAUUUUAGAUAUGGGAAGCAUUUUAGUCAAAAUGCCAAAUAACUUUCCAUAUUAUUGACAGUUCUUUCAAGAGCCACUUGCUCCGAAACACAAACAUGUUCCCUCAAAACAAACACAUCGUGCUCGCUACAAAUGGCGUGUUACAUAGAACACAUUAAGAAGGCACUUUCCUUCGACAGUUAGCCUAUUUAAAAAUAUAUAAGAAUCUAAAAGAGAAUUUUAUUUUUUGUAUUAAUAUAGUUCAAAUUUACGUAAGCGAAAGUAAUUUAAAGACGGUGUUUAUAUACUAUGUAUAUAUAUAUGUGCAUCAACCGACCUGUAUUUAUGUGUAUAUAAUUGUGUUGCCUUGUAUAAUAUAGAAACCAAAAUUAGAUUUUGUAAGAAUAAAAUUUAUAGUACAUUAA
Molecule: messenger RNA, 2099 nt
Organism: Hydractinia symbiolongicarpus
Lineage: Eukaryota; Metazoa; Cnidaria; Hydrozoa; Anthoathecata; Hydractiniidae
Product: forkhead box protein fkh-2-like
Exons: 1
Coding region: 684-1664 (326 amino acids)
Biological process (GO): regulation of transcription by RNA polymerase II; cell differentiation; anatomical structure morphogenesis
Molecular function (GO): DNA-binding transcription factor activity, RNA polymerase II-specific; RNA polymerase II cis-regulatory region sequence-specific DNA binding
Source: RefSeq, a predicted model, not a curated record